CUCGCCUCCGCGGAACGCACAACGAAGCAAUCGCUUUUCACGGUGGAACUUCCCAUUCACAAAUAAACGUUCCUCCAGUGCGUGAACUCCGCCUGUUUUGGCCACGAUUUGCCUGCCCGAAGUUGUUUUCACUGUUGUGUGUCGUAUUCCACGCCACGGUUCCCUGUUCGGACGCCAAUUAAUAGAGCAAAAUGCCUACUCCAGCUAGCGCUACGUCCGUCGGCAGCGGUAGCCGAUCGCCGUCAAAACCGACCGCUCCGCGUGCGGCCGCAGGCGGUGCCAGCAAUCUGAAGCAACGUAAAACGACCACGACCACCACCGCUGCCCGGAAUCGCACGACAGGCACCGGAUCCGGUGGUAUGUGGCGCUUCUACACUGACGAUUCCCCCGGCAUCAAGGUUGGUCCCGUUCCGGUGCUCGUGAUGUCGCUGCUGUUCAUUGCCUCCGUGUUCAUGCUGCACAUCUGGGGCAAAUACACGCGCUCGUAAAAGGCUACUCGCGUCACCGCCCGAGUGGCACGGGAUUUCCAUCCGCUUUUCGUUAUAUUUUCCGUUCUUCAAUCGUCAUCGUCUGAGUUGAAAGUGCAUUCUGUUUUUUUUUGUUUUAUACCAAUACCUUCUGUCUCACUCCGCACUGCCCCACGGCGCACUCCGAGACUGAUGGUGCGAGCGAAAGUUGAGGAACUUUCCUGUCGGAGUGUAGUGGUGGCUACAUGAAUGAGCGACCUAUGGCGAUCGCUCGAUCUUCCGAAAGACGUAGAUCCUUUGCGGACGCCGGAUCGGAGAAUAUGACUGUGUCUUAUGUUCUACCGAUAC
Molecule: messenger RNA, 815 nt
Organism: Anopheles bellator
Lineage: Eukaryota; Metazoa; Arthropoda; Insecta; Diptera; Culicidae
Gene: Sec61beta
Product: protein transport protein Sec61 subunit beta
Exons: 3
Coding region: 192-488 (98 amino acids)
Biological process (GO): intracellular protein transport
Cellular component (GO): Sec61 translocon complex
Source: RefSeq, a predicted model, not a curated record